Molecule: messenger RNA, 1817 nt
Organism: Carya illinoinensis
Lineage: Eukaryota; Viridiplantae; Streptophyta; Magnoliopsida; Fagales; Juglandaceae
Exons: 7
Coding region: 493-1458 (321 amino acids)
Source: RefSeq, a predicted model, not a curated record
UUAAAUAGGCGUUGCAGGAGUAACCGGUGAGAAGUUAUUCUCUUAAAUUAAUAAGUCGUCUCACGUAUUCCCAUCCUACUUUCAACUGAAAGUGUCAUGUAUAAGCCAAGAAAAAAAGAGUGAAUCAUGUAUGUGUAGCAAACUCCGUCAAACCAAUGCAUCAACCGGCUCUGCUAAAAUGUGCAUGCAAGUGCAAUGGUUUGAGCAUCAGAUUAGCACACAAGAUUUCAGCAUCACCGCAACAGAUCUAGAAAGCAAAGCAAAACCCCUACAUUUUCACUGAUCUUUGUAGCAAGCUAAACGCGAGUUAUCGAUCAAAGAAAGCAAGGUUUUGAGAGAUUCGUGCGAUCCAAAGUCUAUCGAUCUAUCAUAGACCCAGUAGAGGAUAAAGGUGGAUCUCAGUGCGGAGAGAUUGUAGAGAGAAAGAGAGAGGGAAGGAAAGAGAUGGUGGAAUGAGGCUGAAGAAGGAGGAGGAGGGAGAGAGAGAAGGAGAUGGCGCAGGGGAGACUGAGGUGCGGAUGUUCGCACAGGAAAACCACUUUGCUUGUUUGCUCUAUCAACAUUGUAAUAGCUCUCUACGUUCUUCGCUUUCUUUAUUCUUCUCUUUACAUCUACACCGGUAACGUCUCCAGAAACAUUGUUAAUUAUACGCCGGAUCAGAUUAGGAAGAUGGAAGAAUCGAUUCGGAUUCGGAGAGCGUUCGAACCGUUGAAGCUUGUCAAAUUGGUGAAGGAACUUGAGGAGGAGCUUUCUAGAGGAGAGGUUGUGGUUGAAUUGUCACGGCCUUUGAAACAAAAGAUAACCGAUGAGAUUUUGGAGAGAUUGAGAAGCUUGGAUGCUGGUGCCAACGUUACUGAGCAACGAGAAGCAGUUGAAAGAUGGCGCAGGGAAAAACUAGAAGUAGCUAAGCAGUUAACCUUUGAGAGAGGGACUUUAAAUUCAACUAUUCCGCAUGAGGAAGGGAUGCUAGUCAGAGCCUUGGAGUCUGAUUGGGCAUUGCUAUCAGAAGAAAUUGGCCUUUGGAUGGCUGCUGAAGUCAUUAACAAAGAGCAUGAUGAUAAACCUGAGGGUGAAGAAGAACUAGAGGACCAAAUUUUACCCGGCAGGCCCAUUCCACCUGAAUGCCAUGCUGAACUUCAUGCAGAUUAUAGUGGUGCAGCUGUUAGAUGGGGCCUUACCCACCAUAAAGAAAGUGCAGCUGAUUGCUGUCAAGCUUGCUUGGAUCAUGCUAAACUUGCCAAGCCAGGUGAAAAGAGAUGUAAUAUAUGGGUUUAUUGCCCGUCCGAGACUGGGUGCCAUUCUCCAGAUAUCUAUGAACACAAACAUCAGGAAUGCUGGUUGAAAUAUGCAGAGAAGCCCAAACUUAAUUUCAAGGACAAGUAUACUGAAUCAUAUAGAAAUUCACAUCCAACUGCUCCCUUGGUUGUACCGUGGGUUUCUGGUGUUGUCAGUUCUUGACUAGAUGAGAUUUUUUCUAACAUUUAUGUGGCAGACAAUCAGCUUAGGAUUGUGAGCUGCAGCAUGUAUUACCACCAAGAACAAUCACGAAGCUCCCCGAGUUCAGGGAAAGAGAGGAAAUAGGUAGAAAAAAAGAGGACGGGUGGUGAUGGUAUAGUUCUUUGUGUCGACAAAUUUUUGUAACAUUGGGUGGGGUUGUCUUGGUGCCGAAGUCUGGUGCUAAGGCUAGGUGACAUAGUUAGACAUGAAAAAUGCUUUAUUUGGCAAUUCAAUUUCUGCAAAAAUGAUUCAUUGUAGUUGGGAUGUGAAUUCAUUCUAUGGAAAUGAUUCGUAAUUAUGAGGAUGUGAGUAUUGAGGCA